This is a messenger RNA of Theobroma umbraticum, 585 nucleotides long. RefSeq names its product chaperone. The record is from RefSeq and is a predicted model, not a curated record. NCBI's taxonomy places the organism in Eukaryota, Viridiplantae, Streptophyta, Magnoliopsida, Malvales, Malvaceae.
AGAAACGAUAAGCUUGAGUUUAUGUGCUAUUGCUCUACAGAAACGCAGUGAAGGCAGAAGAAGAGAUGGAAAACAUAACAGCAAGCGAAAUUGCAGGCUUUGGGGUUGGCACUGUGCUGUUAUGUGCUACAAUUGCUGCCCCCAAAGUUGAUGCUUUCAUUUCUGCUUCACAGAGAAGUUCUUUGGGCAUGUGCAAGAGAUGCGGUGAUCUAAGGAUGAUAGCAUGCUCCAGAUGUAGAGGAACUGGAUUAAUCAAAGCAAAUGGACCAUUCAGUUUUAACCUUAUUGAUGAUUUAUAUCAGUCCUUUGCAAGUGCUGAAUUGAAGGUAAAAUCCAUUGGAUGUACAAAAUGUCAAGCUAGAGGUCACUUCAGCUGUCCUGAUUGCUCUAAUAUACCCAAACUUUGAUUUCAAUCAUGCCACUGAAGACAUAUCUUCUUUUAUGCUCAUGCUUAAUAUAAUCAUGAGUUUUAUUCCUAUAGCCAUUGUACCUGAACUUUUUGUCUUAAUACACUGGAUAUUGUAAACCCACUUGUGGAUGGAGAAUUGUCAUAAUGGCUUCUAUUUAUACCAGUUUCAUUAUCAA